GGAAACAAGAACGAGUGGUCUUCGUUCUUUGCGUCGCGGCUAAGAUGUCUACACAUAAGAAGAAGACAAGGAAGCUUCGUGGUCAUGUGAGCCACGGCCACGGACGCAUAGGUAAACACAGGAAACAUCCUGGUGGUCGCGGUAAUGCUGGUGGCUUACAUCAUCACCGUAUCAACUUUGACAAGUACCAUCCUGGUUACUUUGGAAAGCUUGGUAUGAGGAAUUACCAUUUAAGACGUAACACUAAAUGGUGUCCCACCUUAAAUUUGGAUAAACUAUGGACAUUAGUUUCUGAACAGACUAGGCUUAAAUACAAGAAUUCAGAAACGAAAAAGGUUCCUGUGAUCGAUCUUGUUAAAGCCGGAUACUACAAGCUCCUGGGAAAAGGACGACUUCCCAAACAACCAGUCAUCGUUAAGGCUAAAUUUUUCAGUAAACUGGCCGAGGACAAAGUCAAAGCUGUUGGUGGAGUUUGUGUCCUCUCUGCUUGAAAGUUCAGGAGACAGACCCUUGACAAAUGAACCUGCUGUACAUUUCAACAUGUUUAUAUUAAUAAAACUUAAACAACAAAAAAAGGAAAAACCA
Messenger RNA from Ceratina calcarata, 585 nucleotides. RefSeq names its product ribosomal protein L27A (gene RpL27A). Gene Ontology annotation, molecular function: structural constituent of ribosome. Bases 45 to 491 code for a protein of 148 amino acids. Gene Ontology annotation, cellular component: cytosolic large ribosomal subunit; ribosome. The transcript has 6 exons. NCBI's taxonomy places the organism in Eukaryota, Metazoa, Arthropoda, Insecta, Hymenoptera, Apidae. Gene Ontology annotation, biological process: translation. The record is from RefSeq and is a predicted model, not a curated record.